AGCCCCAGCAGUGCCAGCUGUCAGUGCUCAUCCAUGCCACCUGCCAGUGCCCAUCAGUGCCACAUUUCAGUGCCUACCAGUGCAAAUCAAUGCCACAUAUCAGUGCCCAUCUGAGCUGCCUUUCAGUGCCACCUGUUAGCGCCGUCUAUCAGUGCCAGUCAGUGCCGCCUAUCAGUGUGCAUCAGUACCACUUGUCAGUGCCCGUCAGUGCUGCCUAACAGUGCCAGUCAAUGCUGCCUAUCAGUGCCAGUCAGUGCCGCCUAUCAGUGCCACCUAUCAGUGCCCUAUCAGUGCCUCCUCAUCAGUGCCCAUCAGUGCCACCUAUCAGUGUCCAUCAGUGCAGCCUAUCAGUGCCCAUCACUACAGCCUCAUUAGCGCACAUUAGUGAAGGAGAAAAAUCACUUAUUUACAAAGUUUUAUAGCAAGAACUAAGAAAAAACUUUUUUUUUCAAGA
Molecule: messenger RNA, 454 nt
Organism: Staurois parvus
Lineage: Eukaryota; Metazoa; Chordata; Amphibia; Anura; Ranidae
Source: the annotation of a GenBank genome assembly